CAUAUUUUUCCCCAUUCUUUUUACCUUAUGAUAGAUAUAAUUUGCACUUCAUAAGACAGCAGCACGCUCACUUGCCAUCGCUCUUCCUGAAACACCGUAAUGGACAUCCUAGAUGCUAAUGAGUUCGAUCGAAUGAAGGAGCUAAAGGACUUCGACGACAUGAGGACCGGCGUCAAGGGCCUCGUCGACGCGGGCAUAACGAAAAUACCGAACAUCUUCGUCCGACCGGCGAAUGAGCUCGCUGAUGACAAGAUCGAUUUCUCUUUACGCGACGUCCAUCUUCCGGUCGUCGACCUUAGCCAAAUCCAAUCACCCGAGAAGCGCAAAGCGGUCGUCGACGAGGUCAAGGCAGCGUCGAGCGAGUGGGGGUUCUUCCGGCUGGUCAACCAUGGGGUCCCGCACGGUCUGAUGGAGGACAUUCUGGAGGCGAUCCGCGAGUUCCAUGAGGGCGACCCCGAGGAGAAGAAGCGGCUCUACUCGCGAGACACGGCGAGGAACCUUGUAUACUACUCCAACUAUAGCUUCUACCAUGCGCGGAGCUUGAGCCGGAGGGACAGCUUCGCUGUGAUGUCGAAUAUGUCCGACCCGCUCGAGCUUCCGGCCACUUGCAGGGAGGCAAUAUGGGAGUACAGGAAGCAGAUGAGAGAGCUUGGAGAUCUGCUCUUGGAGUUGCUGUCCGAAGCUCUAGGGCUCAAGCCACGGCACUUGAUAGAGAUGGAGUGUGGCAAGAAACACGACUUGGUGUGCCAUUAUCAUCCACCAUGUCCGGAGCCAGAUCGGACCUGGGGAUCAACACAGCACAGAGACCCCUUCUUCCUGACCGUGCUCUUGCAGGACCAAGUCGGUGGCCUCCAAGUCCUGCAUCAAGAUCACUGGGUUGAUGUCAAGCCUGUCCCUGGGAGCUUUGUGGUCAACAUUGGGGACUUUCUACAGAUCGAUUAUAUCGAACAACAUAUUCAGGAGUGUAGAGCACCGGGUGCAAGCGAGUCGAGUGGGCCCAAGAGUUUCGGCAGCCCUCUUCAUCACCACGGGAUCAGGCCCAUCGGAGAAGGUCUUCGGCCCAAUCAAAGAGCUUGUGUCCGAAGAAAACCCCCCUUUAUACGGAGAGUCUCGACCAAGUGAAUACUUUUCCUUGUUUCAGCAGAAGAAGAUUUCCUAAAUAAGUCCAAGGAGCGAGAGCAACUCUUGCUCUUGCCUCCUGGAGAGACGGAGAACACAACAACAUAAGUGCGGCUACUGUGAUCAUGUUCUAAUAAGGUUGCUUGAUUGUAAUGU
Molecule: messenger RNA, 1275 nt
Organism: Rhodamnia argentea
Lineage: Eukaryota; Viridiplantae; Streptophyta; Magnoliopsida; Myrtales; Myrtaceae
Product: 1-aminocyclopropane-1-carboxylate oxidase homolog 12-like
Exons: 3
Coding region: 100-1122 (340 amino acids)
Source: RefSeq, a predicted model, not a curated record